AUGGUCUGUCCUGCCGAUCUACUACGGCAAGAGAUCGACUGUCUGCGCCGUACAUACACCCCGUUUGCUGAGUUUGCCGCAAUUCGCGCUCCUGCUGCUGCUGCUGCUGCAACGCCUGGGGAUCCGCUGCGCAGCUCUUUGCUUACUGGGCAACAGCAGCAGGAGCGGCAGCAGCAAACGCAGCAGCUGCAGCUGGGACAACAGAAGCAGCAGCAGCAGCAGAAGCAGCAGCAGCAGCAGCUAUUUCUGUGCGCACUAGGCCACCCCUUGGGCUCUUUGCUGCUCUUCGUCAGUUUGCAAAUCGACGGGCUUAGACUGCUGCACCUCGACUGCCUGCCUGGCCAGUCGCCCCAAAUUGCCAUCAAGGCGGAGCAGCAGCAGCAGCUGCUGCUGCUGCAGCAACCGCAGGGGCUGGGCAAGGACGAAGGGGAAGAGGCGCAAAAAGAGCAGCAGCAGCAGCAGCAGCAGCAGCGCCUGCAGCAGCUGGAGGCUUGGGGUCUGCCUGGGGACCGCCGCGGGCAAAUAGCUUUUGUGGGCGUUCGCCCUUCGCAGCAGGAGGGCCAAAUAUGGAUAGGCGUGGCUCUGGACGAGCCCCUAGGGCACACGGACGGCCGCGACUUCCGCGUCGUGGGGGCGCCAGCAGCAGCAGCAGGGGCAGCAGCAGCAGCAGCAGCAGCAGCAGCACGAGGGCGGCUAGUGUUUAGCAGCAAACGGCUGUUUGAGUGCGACGGAGAUAAGUAUGGAGACUUUGCGCUCCCCAGCGAAGUCACUGUGGGGGAUUUUCCCCCAAUAGAUCCUUUUGAUUUAAUAGAUGAAGGGCUGCGGCUGCCGGGGGUUACUUCAGCUGCAGCAGACGCUACGGCACUAGCAGCAGCAGCAGCAGCAGCAGCAUAA
Messenger RNA from Eimeria tenella, 894 nucleotides. RefSeq lists its product as uncharacterized. The transcript is spliced from 5 exons. The coding region runs from base 1 to 894 and encodes 297 amino acids. Lineage: Eukaryota; Apicomplexa; Conoidasida; Eucoccidiorida; Eimeriidae. The record is from RefSeq and is a predicted model, not a curated record.